This is a messenger RNA of Adineta ricciae, 4878 nucleotides long. NCBI's taxonomy places the organism in Eukaryota, Metazoa, Rotifera, Eurotatoria, Adinetida, Adinetidae. The record is from the annotation of a GenBank genome assembly.
AUGCCGAAACGCGUUCACAGUGUGAGUGAUCGCGACGAAACUGGAUCGACAAGUGAUCCUAGUGCAUCAAAACGUUCUCGAAAAGGAAACGAAGAUCAUGAAAUUAAUGAACGAUGUCAAGAAUUAUACGAUGCAUUGCGUGCUUAUAAAUCUGCAGAUGGUCGUACCGUUUGUGAAAAUUUCAUUCGUUUACCAAGCAAAAGAGCAAAUGCAGAAUACUAUGCAUCAAUCAAACAACCAAUUGACUUAAUUCGCAUCCAACAGAAAAUUCGUACGGAUGAAUACCAAACAAUAGAACAAUUUAUAGAUGAUAUACAGUUGCUAAUAAACAAUGCAAAAACGUUCUAUCGGAGAAACUCAAACGAAUGGCGUGAUGCAAAUAAUUUGUCGAAAUACUUGAACUCAAAACUCAGCGAUGAACAAUCGAAUCAUAAACGUCCACCUAAAAAAAAUAACGAAAUUGAUGCCGAAGAGUCAAUUGGUAAAAAACGCCGUCCACAUCAACAAUCACAUGAUACAUUAUCCAAUGGUGCAACAAACAUAAAAGCCGAAUCCAAUAAUAAUAAUAAUAAUCUCUCGAUUGAUCCAUACUAUUUAGAAGAAUUUUUCACAGCUAUUUAUAACGCGACUAUAGAACAACGUGCCAUGGUAGACAUAUUUUUAUUUUUACCUUCACGAAAACUUUACCCCGAUUAUUAUCUUGUUGUAACUCAACCAAUCGAUUUGAAAAUCGUCGCAACCAAAAUCGACAAUAAUCAAUAUUCAUCAUUGGAUGAUAUGGAAGCAGAUUUGCUAUUGAUGGUAUCAAAUGCGAAAAAAUACAAUGAUCCUAAAUCUCAAAUCUACAAGGACGCAAGUGCCUUGAAGAAAAUGAUUACAACCGUGAAAGGUGAACUGGAGUCCGCUUUGAAGACGGUGAAAAAUGAUCGAUUGAGAACGCGAAAACGUGAUGUUCUUCUCUCAUCUGAAAUUGCACAUCUGGAUUAUCCCGAAGAGCCAGAUGAUGCUGAUAUUAUUCAGAUAAAACCAAAUGAUGAUGCUGCAGCUGACUCCGAUACGAGUUCGUUGGGUGGUGAAGAGGAUUCAUUUCGACUUUUAUACGAUGCAGUUAAAAGCUAUAAACUCGGUGCUCAAAGUCUCAUCGAUCCAUUUAUGAAGUUGCCCAAGAAACGAUUUCAUCAAGAUUAUUAUGAAGAAGUCAAGCGACCAAUUUCCAUGUCAUCCAUUAAAAAUCAUAUCAAAAAAGGAGAGUAUGUUUACCUGGCCGAUCUUGUCAAGGAUCUGAAAUUGAUGUUUAAUAACGCCAUGCAAUACAAUCAAGAAAAUUCAUUGAUAUACAAUAGUGCAAAGAGAUUGUUGGAUGUGACAAUCCAAAAAGCACGUGAACUUGGCUAUGAUGAAGAUGAACCGCGAUUGAAAGAAGUUCGAGUUAACAUUUCUGCGAUUUCUGUGAAAGACGAACAGUUGGAAUCACUGACGAAUCAUUACUCACCAACCCGUCAUCGUUCUUCGCCGGCCGAAGCAACAAAUCUUCAUUCACCUGCUGCUCAGCGAGGUCGUCCACCGAAAAUACUUCAAAAACAUACGGAGCAAAAUAUUCACACACUCUAUACCUUCAUUCGUGAAUAUCAAGAAAACGAUACUGAUUUAAUCACACCGUUCCUUGAAUUACCGUCUGCUAGCGAAUAUCCAGAUUACUAUGAAUCAAUAAAACAGCCUAUCGACAUGACAAUGAUAAAAGAUCGAAUGGAUAAAGGACAAUAUAAACGUGAACAGGAUAUUGUUGACGAUUUGAAUCGUAUGCUUGCAAACGCAAAGUCUUACAAUGCCGAUGAAUCUUCCAUAUUCAAAAGUGCAUCUCGACUUAAACACGUUUUAACCAAUAAAUUCGAAGUUUUAAUGAAGAAGAAAAAGAAAUUUCUUGAAAAAUACAACUCCAAUCGAGUUAUAAAUAGCACAAUACCAAAAAAAUCUUUCAAUUCUCCGUCGUACAAAACAUUGACUAGUUUGAUUCAAACAAUCAAAAAUCAUUCCGAUCAACAUGGACGAAUCUUAUCCACUGUCUUUUUAACAUUGCCAGCAAAACUCGAUUAUCCAGAUUAUUAUGAAAUUAUUCAACGACCCAUCGAUCUUAAACGUAUUGAGUCACGACAAUACACAUCGAUUCAAGAACUAUCAGAUGAUUUACAAUUGAUGUUUGAUAACGCAUGUUUAUACAACGAGCCAGGCUCGACAAUCUAUCGAGAUGCACUUUCAUUACAAAACGUUUUUCUUGCUCAACGACGAAAAUAUAUGAAAACACAAUUCAAUGUACAGAAUUUAGUUCACGAUCUACUCUGGGAUUUAUUCAUCCGAACUUUUAACGCUGAAGAUUCACAAGGCCGUUUCUAUACGGAUUCAUUCACUGACCUCUCUGAACAAGUAGAAAAUGAACCAUUCGAGAUUGUGUAUACAUUUGAUUUGAUUAAACAAAAUCUCCGGCAGCGACGUUACCAUCGGCUAGAUGUUUUCCAAGAUGAUUUAUUUCGUGUUUUUGAACGUGCUCGAUGUUUGAGUAAUGUUGAUUCUCAAAUUUAUCAAGACACAGUUCAACUACAACGAUAUUAUAUUCGACUUCGUGAUGAAAUCUGUGACAAUGGGAAUGUACUUCGCUCAGCGGCGCUUUUGUUCACUGAAAAUCGUUUGCAAGAAGAGCUCACUCGUGAACGAUUGAAAAAAGAUGUCAUCACUAACAGUAAUCAGAACAGUAUAACAGGCAAUCAAUCAUCAAAUGAUGAAAAGAAGGAUUCAUCUAUGGAUAAUUCUUUGCCAACGGAAAACAGUUCGUUAUCGAAAGGUGAAACUUAUUACAUUGGCGAUUUUGUUUAUACUGAACCAAACGAUGACAAGAGUGAACCAAGUAUUUUCUGUAUUGAAUCGUUUGAACGCAAAGACAAUGAAGAUCAUUUUACUGGUUUACAUUUCUAUCGCCCACAAGAAACUUAUCAUGUUUCAGGAAAGAAAUUCCUUCGACAAGAAGUUUUUCUUACACAAAGCGUGGCCAAUAUCCCGAUGAGCAAAAUUCAAGGUCUAUGUCAUGUACUGCACAUCAAAGAUUAUUUCAAAUACCAACCUGCUAUCGAGAAUCAAACGAACUGUUCAUUAAAUUUUCAAGAUGUAGAGAAGGAUAUUUAUGUUUGUGAAUCACGGUAUAAUAUCAAAACCAAAGGAGUGAAGAAGAUCAAAUGGUGGAAUGUACCCGAGAAUAAACGUGUUAAAUUAAUUCCAAGAGAAACCGUGCUUGAACCUGUACGUGAACAACUACCGCUGAUGAACAAUCAUUUGCCACACCGACAAUCGACGAGUGAUAAUGAAGUAAAUUCCAUUGAAUGCAUUGACAAAGUUAAAGAAACCAUUCCAUACGAUUCGGUUAUAAAUGACAAGUUAAAUGAAAAUUUACCGGAAAGAAAGCAAUUCUAUGAGCAAAUUGUUAUCUCCUCCUCGAAUUGUUUUUACAAGAUUGGAGACUAUGUUUACUACCAAGAAAAUGAUCAGAUCAACAAUCAAUUAAACAAAAGAUCCAUUCUGCGAAUCGAGAAGAUUUGGCAAGACAAUAAUUCGUACAUUAUCAACGGAUCAGCUUUUAUUCGAUCGUGUGACAUACCUAAUCGAAAUCAAUUAAUAGUCACUACUAAAACUUCUUAUGUGCAAGAAGUUGUCAAAUGUGACAAUUUAAAUAAAGAAAUCUCAGUUGACAAUAUCAAAGGAAAAUGUUCCGUACUUUCAUUGAAGCAAUAUCGCACUUAUCGUUUGACCGAGAUUCCUGAAACAGACGUUUAUGUAUGCGAAGCAAAGUACAUUCGCGAUGAUCACAGCCUUCGAUCUAUGACCAAAGGAUUGAAAAGAACGUCAUUAUCAAUAAAAGCACUUGUCGAUGAAAUCUGGACUUUUCGUAAAGAACUAUUGCUUAAACAAGAAACUCCUGGUGGUCCGUUCAAAUUGGUCGAUGAUGCCUCGUUUAUGGGCGUGGAUGAUCAAACAAAUAGUAAUCAUGCCAGUACCGUCGAUGGUGACGAGCAUCAAUCGAAUCAAUUGAACUUUGAAACGGCCAACAGCAGUGCAACUAAUACCAGUGCGAAUACCAAUGCUAAUUCCUCAACCACACCAAAUAAAAAUAAUACCAGUCGAAAAAGUAGUCGACGUGGAUCAGCAGCACGUGCACCUUGUGGAUAUCUCGUAUUCGCAAGUGAAUCACGAAAACGCUUGAUCAAAGACAAUCCUGGUAUUCCGUUCGGUGAAAUGAGUCGAAUGAUUGGCGAUCAGUGGCGACGAUUGACCGCGAGUGAACGCGAUAUAUACGAAGAGAAAGCACGCGAACGAGCAAGAGAACAAGAGCAGGUUGUCAGCACACCGUCGACGCCAGUUGCGAAUAACAGCAUUACUCCAACAAGUUCCGAUACACAUACUAUGCCAGUUAUCAACCCACAACGAAUUGUAAAUGGUACGACUACUAUUAACGGACACUAUCAACCGAAUUCUAAUAUGCAAAAUGUUCAUCAAAUAAAUGGAAAUAUUCAAACGAUACAGAAACCACCAGCUGCUGCAAUUGUUACAUGUCCUCCACGAACACAACGACUUGUACACUCAGAAGCUUAUUUAAGAUAUAUUGAAAAUUUAAAACCUGAUAAUCAAUUUAUAUCUGAUUGGCCAAAGCAAUUAAAAGCUUCAAUGAAUAACACAACAAAUGGAAAUAAUGCAUCGCGAACAUUACCAUCCAACUGGCUUCUUAAUGGUAGUCCUGGUCUUUAUAAUAAUGUACAUGAAGCAUUAUGGUCAAUGAGAGAUAAUAUGUGGUCAGACGUAAUUCGCAUUCGAAAUGUCCUCUCGGAUGAAUGGUAA